This is a messenger RNA of Cryptomeria japonica (Japanese cedar), 1844 nucleotides long. Its product is annotated as GDSL esterase/lipase At5g03610. The transcript is spliced from 5 exons. The coding region runs from base 249 to 1361 and encodes 370 amino acids. The record is from RefSeq and is a predicted model, not a curated record. Gene Ontology annotation, molecular function: hydrolase activity, acting on ester bonds. Lineage: Eukaryota; Viridiplantae; Streptophyta; Pinopsida; Cupressales; Cupressaceae.
AUCAGGUAUCACUGGAAGCGCUACAGGCUAUAGAGAGUCAGCUCAAACAUGUGGAAAUGCUCAAUGCAGUUUCAUUCAAGUGGAAGUUUACAUCAAAAUUAAGAAAGAAAGAUGAAAUUUAAAGAUCAGAAAUAAAUAGACUUGAUAACAAAUUCUUUUAUAAGGAGUAACCCAAUUCCAUUGGCAUUGUUCAGGGUUCUGUUAGUUACCCCGUUUGCCUUUAAGGUUUUGAUUAGAAAAUCCAAGCUAUGGAAAGACAAAUGCUAUCAUUACUAUUGGCAUUCAGUGCAAUUUCCAUGCUCUCUGUAGUUGACAUUUGUAGUGCAGAACAGGCAACUGCUUUUUUUGUUUUCGGAGACUCAUCUGUAGACACUGGCAAUGUUCCUAAUUCCAGCUUUCUUUCACCAUGGAAAUAUCCCUAUGGUGUUAGUUGGCCUGGUCACCCAUAUGGAAGGUUUUCUUCUGGCAAAAUUCAGAGUGAUUUUAUUGCCCAAAUGUUAGGCCUUCCACCUCCAGUCCCUUACGGUCUGCUAAAUGAUUCAGCACGUAACAUGACAGCAUCUAAAGGCAUAAAUUUUGCAGUAGCAGGAAGUGGGGUUUUUGAUACAUAUGGAUUUCCAAAGCUGGGCACCCAAGUUGGGUUUUUCAAGGACAUUAUUAGGUCACAGAAAUAUCGUUAUAAUAACCUCAAUCACUCUGUAGCCCUCGUCACUGUGAUGGGAAAUGAUUAUGCUCCUGUAAAUCUUACACAAGUGGGAAGAACGAAGUUUGCCAAGAGUGUCAUAACAGAGAUGAAAAUGCAGUUAACAGAGCUUUAUAAGCUGGGGUUUCGGAAUUUUUUAGUAUCAAAUGUCAUGCCUUUUGAUUGUCUGCCUGCCAAUCUUAAAGCUGGAACAGUGUGCUUGAAUACAACAAUGGAUUUAGUGUCUGCCCACAAUGAAUAUCUAUCAGAAGCCGUUUCAGAGCUAACGAAACUUGAAGAUGCAAACUUCCUCAUCCUUGAUACAUUUAAAGCCUUCUCUCUUGUAAUCUCCAAUCCAACUGCACACGGAAUCCACUACGUAAAUAAAUCCUGUUGUUCUUCACGCAAAAGUGCACUGAACUAUAUUGGAUGUGGGCUUUAUGAUAAAGAAGGAAAGCCUAUGUUUCAUGUCUGCAAACAUCCAGAGAGAGCUCUGUUUUUUGAUUGGUACCAUCUUACCCAGAAGGGAUGGGAGGCGUUGACUAAUCUUUACUACUCCCAUACUGGUUUUGUACAAGAUGGGUCUUCUUCUUCAUCUCCUACAUCUCUAGCAGAAUGGCUGCAUUCUCAUAAUGUAGGCUUGAAUUCAUCCCCUCCAGAUUCUCAAUCCAAUCACUGAAUCUAAUGUGAGGCAUAGCAUAAGUAUGUUGUCUGUUAAGGAAACUCUUGAUCUUGUAAUAUUUAGGCUUAAAUAAUUGGAGUUCACAAAUCCAUUAGAGUAGUCAGGUAUACCAUAUAUUACAAUAUAUGAUAAUUGAUUGGUUUUCUAUUUUGUAUGAGUGAUGCAAUGGAUAUAUAAUCACAAUGUUAAGGAAUAUAAAACUCUUGUUUGGUCAAUAAUUACCUAGAAUAUCUAGUUAUAAAAUAUCAGAUCUGUAAGCUGCUUUCCUUCUGGGUAUGUAGGGUUCAUGGUAUAGAAUUUGUGUUCUUGAAAGAGAGGUCACAAGUUCAAAUCCCACCAGGGGUAAGGUUUGUACCCUCGUUUGUAGCACAGUUAGGUGCCUACCUUCUGCAAGGAAUACGGGUAGUCGCAUAUUGUUCUAUCUAUAAAGUCAUAUGCAUACCAUUUGAAAGUAGACUAUAAAAGAAUCUUUCUUUCUUC